GGAUAUCCUUCGGGGGAUCCCCGGUGGAGAUCGAACAUCGCUUGAAAAAAGGGGGGGAAGCAGUUCGGUCGAUCAACUUCGACCACAGCCGACCACCACCAACAAGAUGAAGCGAACCAACCCAGAAUCAAGACCAUCAUUCGGUCAACACCAUGAAACUACAAACACCAACAACAACAACAGAAGCAACCCAAACAACCAGCGCACUAACCCACAGGAUAACCCACAAGCAUCACUACAGACAUUCCGAGCUGCAACUGCCUCCAAGAGGAACCGGAUUCAUCAUCAACCACCCAGCCCAAUCGAAGUAGAAGAACCACCAUUGACUACCCUAUCAAACUCAUUCAAUCCGAUCAAGACAGAACUACCCACUGCUUUCGUCCUCGGACUCUCAUCAACUGGCCCUCAACCCAUCCAACCCUUGUUACCCCAAAUCAACUCAAUCUUCGAAAUCAGUAAAAUCUCGAUCAGAAAUUUAAAGAAGAGACCACAGGACACUUGUGGUGCCCCAUUGGAUGGAUUCUAUCAAAACUCACUCUCCAACUUACGUCAUGCGCUCGAUGAUAUCCUCCAUGUCCCACCAAAACCUACUGAGACGAGUCUCACGACACUAUCAGAAGCCUGUCAAGGACUCGUACUAGCUGGACCUCGAUGGUGUGAAAGUCUGUACAAGCAAGUCAAGGAUCAAUUAGAGAACAAGACGCUAGAGAUCAGAGCUUACCUCUUGGAAGGCAUGCCCACCCACCCAGUCAUGGACGCCUUGCUCUCCUCUAAUUCGGUGGAUAUCAUCAAGGCUAUUGCUUCCUUCGAUCAACCUCCUUGUCACGCUUGGUUGGAAAAAACUCACGCUGUUUGGCACGAUUGGUAUCAUCAAUUGCGCCUCAUUCGUAGCAUGCUAGUCCAUCUCGAUCGUUUCAUUCUCGCUCGAUCUCAUGAAAUGCUUCCUAUCUGGGAACUUGGAUUAGAUUUAUUUCGUAAAAACGUGAUUGGACGACCAUGGAAUCCUAUCUCGCUUUCAUUAUCGGUCGUGAUUUGUCAGCAGGUCACCCUUGAGCGAUCGGGCCAAACGAUUCCAGUUGGGCUUCUUCAGUCGUUAACUCAGCUGGUAUUCACGGCCUUUGGGGCGACAGGAUUUACCAAUCUAAUCAGCACGUCCUUGCAAAAAGCCACCGAAUCCUUCUACACUCAGGAAGGCAUGAGACUGAUCCAAGAUGUGGAGUCGAAUGUCUUGAGCGUCGGAGGACCGGCGGGAUACUUGAGUCACAUCAAGAACCGACUCGAGUCGGAGGUCGAGCUCUUCAACAAGAUCUUCACGACCCCCGAUCGAGCCCUGAAUGCACAGCUCCUCAACAGCAUACUCCGGCUCGUCGAGUCUAACUUGAUUCUCGUCCAUCUUGAAACAUUACUCACUCACGGACUCGUCCGACUCUUGGAAAGCUUCCCCGACCCGAUUGCGGCCACUUCCUUGUUGACAUUCUAUAAGCUAUUGACCAGACUUGGCGAGCCACCGGUGCGACGACUCCGGAAGAGUUUCUCCGUUUGGAUCAAGGCAACGGGGGCCAGGAUGGUCGAGAAGGCCAAUGGAGGAGAGGAGGAAGAAGCCAAACGCGAUGCAGGAAUGGUCGAACGACUGAUCGAAUUUAAGACCAAGUUGGACGGGAUCGUCGUGGGUUGUUUUGCUGAGGACCGGGAGAUGUUCUUUGCGAUCAAGGAGGCCUUCGAGACCUUCAUCAAUCAACGUUGUAAUAAACCCGCUGAACUGAUCGCGAAAUAUCUCGACCUUAAGAUGCGUACGGCGUCUCGCUCGAUGAAUGAGGCGGAAAUCGACACCUGUCUCGAGCAUGUCCUCGUCCUCUUUCGUUACUCUCAGGCUAAAGAUAUCUUCGAGGAAUUCUAUAAACGCGAUCUUGCUAAACGUCUCUUGUUAUCCAGAUCUAGCUCUAUCGAUUUGGAAAGGAACAUGGUGAUGAAGUUGAAAAAAGAAUGUGGACCAGGGUUUACGGCGAAGUUAGAGACAAUGUUCCGGGAUUUAGAGACGUCGAAUGAUUUGAAUAUAGCGUAUGAGAGCGUGUUGGCGAGGGAAGCUGGAGGGGAAGAACGAAUGGAAGAAGAAGAGGAAGAAGGAGACAGGGUAGAGUUAACGGUGACGGUAUUGACGUCAGGAAGCUGGCCAAUGAGUCAAGCGAGCGAGCCGAAAGCCCUCCUACCCACUCACCUACAAACUCAUUUAAGCCGGUUCGAAAAGUUCUAUGGUUCUAAAUACCUCGGCAGACGAUUGACUUGGGCCCACUCCUUGGGCCAGGUCGUCCUGAUCGCCUCGUUUCCUAAGAAUAAUAAUAACAUGACCAAUUCUCGACCCCCCGCGUCUUUUGUUCAUGCCGCUACGACCCGUAAGGAACUCACCGUCUCGACUAUUCAGGCCCUCGUGCUCUUGCUGUUCAAUGUCGACACAGAUAAUCUCUCGAUUGACUUUCAAUCUAUUGUCCAAAGAACUGGAAUCGAUGAGAAAACGGCAGCUAGAACUUUACAAUCUUUGGCGUGUGGAAAGGUUCGAGUGUUGGUGAAGAAUCCGAAGUCUAAAGAGGUCUCCAAGACCGAUCGAUUCACGUUUAAUUCGAACUUCAAGGACGAGCAUUUCAAGAUCAAGAUCAACCAAAUCCAAUCCAAAGAGACCGUUGAAGAGCGAAGCUCUACACGAGACAAAGUGGUGACGGAUCGCGCUACUUUGAUCCAAUUAUCGAUCGUCAGGAUCAUGAAAUCGCGCAAGAAAUCUAAGUUCAAUCCGCUCCUCUUCGAGGUCAUCGAGGGCUUGAAAAGCCGGUUCCAGGUCGACGUCAAAGACGUCAAAUUGGCUAUCGAGAACCUUAUCUCUAGAGAUUAUUUGGAAAGACUUAGUGUCGAUGAGUUCCAUUAUUUGGCUUGAAGAAUCGGCUUCUUUUCUUUCUAUUCUUUCAUCAUCAUCCAUCAUCAGAUCUCAAAAAAAAAAAAAAAACCAAGAGAACAAUCUAGUAAAGGCAAAAUGGUAUAAGGGAGCUUUAUUCCUUGUCGCCAGAAAAAAAAAAGAAGAAGAAGAAUAUCCCAAGUCACUCGGGUUGGGGCAGGGGAAGGCGGAGUAGUUUCUCACUUUCUAGCUGUGCGGAGAUGGUGUCUCUUCUCGUUCACACUGUGCGUGUAUGUAUUUUUACAUUGUUGACCAUGCUACAUAUAUCUAUUGCAAUCUGUUCUUGUCGUCUGUUAUAUCGUGUUUGUUCUUCUUCCUUCAAUCUAUGCUGAUUUGUUCCACUUCCAUAUAUUUAGUUUACAUUAUGAUGAUGAGUACACAGUGAUGUCACAAUUGAUUGUUUGUAUCUCUUCUCGCUAUGAGUGGCUCUACUUCUCCUUGCAUUUUCUCUUAUCUUUGUUGUUUGUACAUGAUCGAUCUGCUGUCUGUACACUUUUUUGCUUUCUCAUAAAUUCAAACUAAAAAAAUGGGUUUUUUGCCAGAUGAAAAUAAAAUCGAACUUUU
Messenger RNA from Puccinia graminis f. sp. tritici CRL 75-36-700-3, 3505 nucleotides. RefSeq lists its product as uncharacterized. Gene Ontology annotation, biological process: DNA damage response; ubiquitin-dependent protein catabolic process; protein ubiquitination. Gene Ontology annotation, cellular component: Cul4-RING E3 ubiquitin ligase complex. Gene Ontology annotation, molecular function: ubiquitin protein ligase binding. Lineage: Eukaryota; Fungi; Basidiomycota; Pucciniomycetes; Pucciniales; Pucciniaceae. The transcript is spliced from 9 exons. Bases 107 to 2923 code for a protein of 938 amino acids. The record is from RefSeq and is a predicted model, not a curated record.